Messenger RNA from Lycium ferocissimum, 789 nucleotides. Its product is annotated as ubiquitin-conjugating enzyme E2-23 kDa-like. Gene Ontology annotation, biological process: ubiquitin-dependent protein catabolic process; protein polyubiquitination. Gene Ontology annotation, cellular component: nucleus. Bases 189 to 737 code for a protein of 182 amino acids. The record is from RefSeq and is a predicted model, not a curated record. Gene Ontology annotation, molecular function: ubiquitin conjugating enzyme activity. NCBI's taxonomy places the organism in Eukaryota, Viridiplantae, Streptophyta, Magnoliopsida, Solanales, Solanaceae. The transcript has 6 exons.
AGCCACCUAAAUUUUAUAAUGCAACAUAUAACAUAAUCUUUUUAAUAUGCCAAAAAUUACAAAUAUUAUCCCUUCUUCUCCUCCUCCAUGUCUGAACUAUAUUCAUUUUAUUACUUCUCCGACUUGUACAACUAGCUGAUAUUUUUUCUUUUUCUCUCUACAAAAAUCACCAAAAAGAGAAAAAAAUCAUGUCUUCCCCUAGCAAAAGGAGAGAGAUGGACUUGAUGAAACUGAUGAUGAGUGAUUACAAGGUGGAAAUGAUUAAUGAUGGGAUGCAAGAGUUUUAUGUGCAUUUUCAUGGACCUCCUGAAAGUCCUUAUCAUGGUGGAGUUUGGAAAAUAAAGGUGGAACUUCCAGAUGCUUACCCGUAUAAAUCUCCAUCGAUUGGCUUUAUUAAUAAAAUGUACCAUCCAAAUGUUGAUGAGAUGUCAGGUUCAGUUUGUUUAGACGUUAUCAAUCAGACUUGGAGUCCCAUGUUUGAUUUGACGAACAUAUUUGAAGUGUUUCUUCCACAACUUCUCUUGUAUCCAAACCCAUCAGACCCGUUGAAUGGGGAAGCAGCUGCCUUGAUGAUGCGAGACCGAACUGCGUAUGAACUAAGAGUUAAAGAAUAUUGUCAAAAAUAUGCCAAGCCGGAAGACGUUGGAGCUGUCCCUGAGGAGAAGUCAAGUGAUGAGGAGUUAAGUGAAGCUGAAUACUCAGAUGAUGAGGCAAUGGCAGGCCCUGUUGAUCCAUAAUAAUAUCUCCUUCAUCUCCAUUUCCUGUCUGUAUCUGUAAAUGAUGUUAUUU